AUGAACAUUUUCCACUCUACACUGUCGACCUGGCGCGAUCGCCUGGCCCCGGUCUCCCGGACAUCCACCUUCCGCACGACAGGACAGAUCACUCCCGAGGAGUUUGUCCUCGCGGGCGACUACCUAGUCUACAAGUUCCCAACGUGGUCCUGGGGGGACGCAUCCAGUCCAGCAAAACGAGUCUCGUAUCUUCCCCCCGGGAAACAGUUCCUCGUGACGCGUGGCGUGCCCUGCCAUCGAAGGCUUAAUGACAACUUCGCUGGAGACGCGGGCCGCGAAGAUGAAAUCGUGCGAGAUAUGCUUGCUGGAGAGGCCGAGGGGGACACAAGAGACGCAAAUGGAGACGAGGGGUGGUUGCGGACUGGAGGUGGCCGUGAUACCAUCGCAGACCGUGACAUGCAAGAGGCAAAGAUCCGGGAUGUGAGGACGGUAGAUGAAUCUGGCAACCUGGGGGAGCAAGAAGAGGAAGACGAGAUUCCCGACAUGGAAGAUGACGAUGAUGACGAGGAAGCCAUCAUCCGAGAGCCUGCGGGGGACUCUGGGACAACGCAACCGCUUCGCACUUAUACCCUCUAUAUCACAUAUUCCAACUUCUAUCGGACACCACGUCUCUAUCUUUCAGGCUACCUGUCUCCGUCGGAACCACUGCCUCCUCAUCUGAUGAUGGAGGAUAUCGUUGGAGACUAUAAAGACAAGACCGUCACCCUGGAGGACUUUCCCUGGUUCGACGGAAGCGUGAAGAUGGCUACCGUCCACCCAUGUCGACAUGCUUCCGUGAUGAAGACGAUGCUGGAUCGAGCAGAUGCCGCGUUGAAGCUUCGCCUGGAGAAGCUCAAACACAAUCAGUCACGCGAGCAAGCCAGUCAGAUUCAAAAAGCUGGAGGCGGCAGUGGGCUCGAGGGGCUUGUCGACAACACCAAAGGCUUGUCACUGAGUGAUCAUGCACAGCCCCAACAUGGUGGUGAUGAAUGGGAGGUUCUACAAGCCGACGAAGAGGAGCAGGUGGCGAUUCGUGUGGAUCAAUACCUGGUUGUUUUUCUGAAAUUUAUCGCCAGCGUCACUCCUGGGAUUGAGCAUGAUCAUACGAUGGGAGUUUAA
This is a messenger RNA of Penicillium oxalicum, 1098 nucleotides long. Its product is annotated as ATG3/ATG10 family protein. The transcript has 2 exons. NCBI's taxonomy places the organism in Eukaryota, Fungi, Ascomycota, Eurotiomycetes, Eurotiales, Aspergillaceae. The record is from RefSeq and is a predicted model, not a curated record. Gene Ontology annotation, biological process: autophagy of mitochondrion; nucleophagy; autophagosome assembly. Gene Ontology annotation, molecular function: Atg8-family ligase activity. Gene Ontology annotation, cellular component: cytosol; cytoplasmic ubiquitin ligase complex. The coding region runs from base 1 to 1098 and encodes 365 amino acids.